AUGGAGUUUGUGUUUGAUGGUCUUCAUCGUCGAGUCAGAGUCAGAGUCAGAGGAGAGCUGCUACCCUCUGCUCUCAUCUGGAUCACCUCCAGACCAGCAGCAGCCAAUCAGAUCCCCUCAAAAUACAUCAACCGUGUGACAGAAAUUCAGGGAUUCAAUGAGCUUCAGAAGGAGGAAUAUUUCAGGAAGAGAAUCAGUGAUGAGCAUCAAGCCAGCAGAAUCAUCUCACACAUCAGAAGAUCAAGAAGCCUUCACAUCAUGUGUCACAUCCCUGUCUUCUGUUGGAUCUCAGCCACUGUGCUUCAAAACCUCCUGAAAAAAGAUAACAGUGCAGAAAUCCCCCAAACUCUGACUGAAAUGUACAUCCAUUUCCUGCUGACUCAGAUCAACAUGAAGAAUCAGAGGUAUGAUGAGAGAGAUCCAGAGAAACUCCUGAAGUCCAACAGAGACAUGAUAUUAAAACUUGCUGAACUAGCUUUCAAACAGCUGAUGAAGGGCAAUGUGAUGUUCUACGAGGAGGACCUGAUUGAGAGCGGGAUAGAUGUCACUGCUGCCUCAGUGUAUUCUGGGAUUUGCACUGAGAUCUUUAAGGAGGAAUCUGUGAUUCAUCAGAGGAAAAUCUACUGCUUCAUUCAUCUGAGCUUUCAAGAGUUUCUAGCUGCUUUCUUUCUGUAUUAUUCACAUGCAGUCAGGAACACGGAAUCACUGAAAACAUUUUUGAAAGGAUAUAAGUGGUACAGUCGAGAAAUCGGUCUGUUUGAGCUACUAGAAGGCACAAUUGAUAAAUCCUUACAGAGUGAAAAUGGACAUCUGGAUCUUUUCCUGCGGUUCCUGCUGGGCAUCUCACUGGACUUCAGUCAGAGGCUCUUACAGGAUCUACUGACGCGCACAGUGAACAGCUCAGAGACCAUCAAGAGAAUCACAAAGUAUAUUAAAGACACAAUAAAUGGUGAUAAAUGUUUCUCAGCUGACAAAUACAUCAAUCUGUUCCUCUGUCUGUUGGAAAUUAAUGAUCAGACUCUGUACAGAGAGAUUCUGAAGUUUGUGAAAUCAGAGAAUCACUCAGCGAAUCAUCUUUCUCCUGGUCACUGCUCAACAAUCGCCUACAUGCUGCAGAUAUCAGAGGAGGUGCUGGAUGAGUUUGAUCUGAAGAAAUACAACACAUCAGUUGAGGGUAGAAAAAGACUGAUACCAGCUGUGGUGAACUGCAGAAAAGCGCUACUUGCUGACUGUAAUCUCACUGAUCAGUGCUGUGAAAGUUUGUCUUUAUGUCUACAAUCAUCAGUCACACUGAGAGAGCUAGACUUGAGUAACAAUGACCUGCAGGAUUCAGGAGUGAAGCUGCUCUCUGAUGGACUGAAGAGUUCACACUGUCAACUCAACAUACUGAGACUUGCUGACUGUAAUCUCACUGAUCAGUGCUGUGAAAGUUUGUCUUUAUGUCUACAAUCAUCAGUCACACUGAGAGAGCUAGACUUGAGUAACAAUGACCUGCAGGAUUCAGGAGUGAAGCUGCUCUCUGAUGGACUGAAGAGUUCACACUGUCAACUCAACAUACUGAGAUUAUCUGGCUGUAUGGUGACAGAGGAAGGCUGUGGUUAUCUGGCUUCAGCUCUGAGUUCAAACCCCUCACACCUGAGAGAGCUGGAUCUGAGCUACAAUCACCCAGGACAAUCAUUAGUCAAGCUGCUCACUGAUCCAAACUACAGACUGGACAAACUCAAUGUGGAUCAUGCAGGAGACUUCAGGAUUAGAACAGGACUACAGAAAUAUGUAUGUGAUCUCACACUGGAUUUAAACACAGCAAACACUCAUCUCAUUCUGUCUGAGAGGAACAGAAAGUUGACACUUGUGACAUAUAAGCAGCCAUACCCUGAUCAUCCAGAGAGAUUUGAUGAGUUUUAUCAGGUUCUGUGUAGAGAGAGUCUGACUGGACGCUGUUACUGGGAGACUGAAUGGAGCGGAGAGGGGGUUAAUAUAUCAGUGACAUAUAAAGGAAUCAACAGGAAAGGAUUGAGUGAGGACUGUAGUUUUGGAUACAAUAAAAAGUCAUGGAGUCUGAUCUGUUUUAAAGAGAGUUUCACUAUCAAAUACAAUAAUAAGAGCACAAUCUUAUCUGCCUCUUCAUUCUCUAACAGAGUAGGAGUGUAUCUGAACUGGUCGGCAGGCACUCUGUCCUUCUACAGCAUCUCUGACACACACACACCCACACACUUACACACAUUCAACACCACAUUCACUGAACCCCUCUAUGCUGGAUUUGGGGUUUAUUUUGCUAGCUCAGUUUCUCUGUGUUAGAUUAAACAGAAUCCUUUAAGAAACAAGAGUGAAAGUGAAAGAAAUAAUGCAUCAUGCACUAGACGGACGUCAUCAACAUUUUCACUCACAUCAUUAGCAGCCUCUUGUGCAUGAGCGGCAUUCUGAGAACGUCAUUUGUUAAAGUAAAAAGAUUUUCAACUUUUAAAAACAUGUCUCAGGUAUGCAUGUCUUUUUUUUAUUUCACUGCCCUGCAUCUACUGUACCUUUUGUGAAUGUCCCAUGUGGAAGGUUCAAGCAUGUCAGGGACAUGUAAAGUGGAAUGGCUACUUUAAUCAACAUUAAUUAACAAAUUAAUGAGGUAAAUAUAUGUAUCAAGUUGUAAACCCAUUAAUCUGUUGAUUAAGUGUGGUUUGUCUGUUACAGCAUUUUUCUGGAGUAAUGCAUAAAAUGUAUAAGUGUGUCUUUCUUUUUCUUUCAGGAUAUGUUUCUUCUUUUCUUUUAAGUUUGUAUACUACUGUUCAAAAGUCUGGUGUCACUAAGAUUGUUAUUUAUUUAUUUAAGCAAUCAAUAUUUUACUUUACU
Molecule: messenger RNA, 2841 nt
Organism: Carassius carassius (crucian carp)
Lineage: Eukaryota; Metazoa; Chordata; Actinopteri; Cypriniformes; Cyprinidae
Product: NACHT, LRR and PYD domains-containing protein 3-like
Exons: 7
Coding region: 1-2298 (765 amino acids)
Molecular function (GO): protein binding
Source: RefSeq, a predicted model, not a curated record